Molecule: messenger RNA, 1644 nt
Organism: Hemicordylus capensis (graceful crag lizard)
Lineage: Eukaryota; Metazoa; Chordata; Lepidosauria; Squamata; Cordylidae
Gene: ACP6
Product: acid phosphatase 6, lysophosphatidic
Exons: 10
Coding region: 289-1569 (426 amino acids)
Biological process (GO): dephosphorylation
Molecular function (GO): phosphatase activity
Source: RefSeq, a predicted model, not a curated record
GAAUAGGUCCGGGAUGCCUCCCGGGAGGAGAGUGCCGCUAACAGGAUCUCGACUUCCCUAGAGCGUUCUGUUCCCAAGUCUGCGCAGGUUGCAGCUAUGCGCUCAGUGAUGGCAUUUCCAAGCGCAAGCAAUUAAAGGGGCAGGUCCUUUUAGCGCAGUAGCUUGUGCUUCCUCCGUCCUCCUGGCGGCGGAGUUUUUGUGCAGGGAGUGACGACAGGCUGGCUGCCCUGCUGUGGUCUCCUCCCUCCCCAUCAUCCACUAAGAUCUCGAGUGGCGUAGCAGUACUCUAUGGGGGCUCAACAUUGCAGAAGAUUCCUUCCUAGCGUAAAUCUGUGGGCUCGGGUGGGUGUCUUGGGCACUCUGGCUUACUGGGCACACAGCACGAGGAGAGCCCUGGCCGAACCGAGAGAGAGCAAAAUGCCGCUCGGCAAAGACCAGUCUGAGCUGAAACUGGUGCAAGUUCUCUUUCGGCACGGAGCCCGCACGCCUCUCAGACCUAUCCCGGAUGUCGAACAGGUGAAGUGGGAUCCUGCUCUUCUGGAGAUCCCUGCUCAAACAAAGUUUGACUACACAGUAACUGAUCUAAGUGGUGGACCAAGACCUUAUUCUGUUUAUGAGGAAAACUACAAGAAAACAACACUGAAGGGCGGAGUGAUUGCAGGGCAGCUGACCAAAGUGGGCAUGAAGCAAAUGUUUGCACUCGGGGAACGGCUAAGGAAACGUUACAUUGAGGAGGCCAGUUUCCUCUCUCCAGCAUUCAAACCUUCUGAAGUCUUUGUUCGUUCCACUAAUAUUGUUCGGAAUCUGGAGUCCACACGAUGUUUGCUAGCUGGGCUGUUCCAACAGCAGAAAGAAGGACCUAUCACCAUCGUCACAGAUGAGUCUGAAUCUGAAAUUCUGUAUCCCAAUAUACAGAACUGCAAACGACUGAAGCUUGUGAACAGGGAUAGAUUUGCCAGUGUGACUUUGCAGCCAGGCAUUUCUGAUGACCUGAAGACAAUUAAAGAAAAGAUGGGCAUUGACAGUGAAAAGCCAGUGGAUUUUUUUCUCCUCUAUGACAAUCUCUUUGCAGAACAGGCACAUGAUCUACCGAGCUGCCCUGUUCUUAAGAAUUUUCUGCAAAUUAUUGAGCAGAGGGCCAUUGACUCACUCCUUUAUAUCACAGGAUACAAUUUAAGGGAGACUCUUCAGAUGUCUGUGGGUCCUCUUCUCUAUGCAAUACAGAAGAACAUUAGGGAGGCAAUAGAUCCUCCCUCUCCCAGUAUAAAAGCCAGGAAGCUCAUUCUGUAUGCUGUUCAUGAUGUUACCCUCUUCCCAUUACUGAUGGCUCUGGGAGUCUUUAAUUUCAAGUGGCCUCCAUAUGCUGCAGAUGUGACACUGGAACUUUACCAGCAAUCCAAAGACUGGUUUAUACGGCUAACCUAUAAUGGAGAGGAAUUGGUCCCAAGAGGAUGCAGAGCUGGUCUCUGUCCACUAGAGGACUUUCUGAAUGCCCUUUCAACAUAUACUGCAAAUCCUGCAGAAUAUAAGACACUGUGCUCCCAAGCAGGACGUGCUGAUGAUGGAUAACUGAUUAGCAAUACUAAAUUAUUCUUAAGACUUCAUAUUUUUCUAAAUAUCAUAAAAACAAAAUAACAUGCUUAA